Molecule: messenger RNA, 13957 nt
Organism: Spirometra erinaceieuropaei
Lineage: Eukaryota; Metazoa; Platyhelminthes; Cestoda; Diphyllobothriidea; Diphyllobothriidae
Source: the annotation of a GenBank genome assembly
AUGACCCCAGAUGUCUCCAGCCGUAGCAGUGUGUCUUCCGACCUCAUGCCCUUGCCCCUGAUCGUUGCCCUGGGUUCGUGUCCAUCCCCAACUCUGAGUGGCAUUAGAAUGCGGCUGUCGGCAUCUGAGACGUUCUCCGUGUAUGGGGCAUUCGCCAAAAUUUUGAGGCCGGUUGAAUUUCGUCUCUCGCAGCGUCUACACAUGCAUCGGCUGGAGAAGUUGCGCGGAUAGAAGUUAGUUCUAAGCAAACGUCGAACAUAUUGUGAUUGGGCAAUCUUGUCUUCCGGUUUGCUGCGAUACGUCUCGACACGCCGUUAUAGCCCUCUUACGCAACUGCAUUUGUGGCUGAUUGAAUGGUCUCUGUUAAAGCUCAGUACUUGCGACGUAUUAGUCGGCGCAUUUUAUCUUAAUGGAAGACAUACUUAACGAUGUCGAUGAGCACCAAGUUCUUGAUGGUUUCCCUUACCGACCGUCAGAUUGGCCGAUGACCGAAUUUGUUGGCCAUCGAAUCCAUCAGCUGUUAACAGUUCUUUAAGUUAGCACUCGGAACUGUCUUUUCCGAGAAAUUCUUGCCAUUUUUGUCUCUCUGUGCCGUCUUCGGUGGCUUAUCCGAAAGAAGGACUUCACUGUAGAAUUUAAUGGUCUUCCUGAAUGAGGAUCUGUGAUCAGUAUACCCUUCAGCAAAUAAAACAUCCUCUUCAAGCAGUUGCCUAAUUAAAUGUUAUUAUCGUCGUCAUUGCAUUGGGGGCCAACACGGGAGCUAAAUCGGAUUUUUGUAGAUAUUAUUGGUAAUGCUCUGGCUGAAAAAGUUUAGCAGUGAAGUGUAAUGACACGCCCAGGUGCAUGCUCACGCCGCGCAAGCUGGGAUUCCAGCGGCCCUUUUUUUUCUUGGUGCUAAAUCCUGACCAGUGUACGCUGUGGACCAGGUGGUACAACUUGGCGUGGGUCUUCGCCGUGCCAGUCACCUGCGGCCUUCUUAACUCUGUCUUGACACUGGAUCCAGGAGGAGGAGGAGGAGGAGGAGGAGGGGCGGAGGAGGACGCAGUAGAUACAGCGCAAGUCUACUAUCACUUUGAAAUAACUCGCGUGUAAUCUACCUUCCCUGCGCUUACUCUGUUAGGGAGCACCAGUACACCUUGCGGGUAUCGAUUAUUUCGCCGAUGGCCUCCGAAAACCAAUCAAAAAUUCGCGAAGGCAAUUAUCGCACACCCACACGCCGUACCAUUCUCAAUUUUCCCAUGUCCUUUUCCCAGUGCGAUUUUUAAGAGUCACUUCUAAGCUAACCUCCUCCGCCAGGAGGGGACUAAAGUUCUCGCUGUCCCAGUGAUGAAUGCGCUUCGAUUUACAACUAACCCUGUCCUAUUCUUUGUGCUCAAAGGAUUUUAUUCCCCCCUCCCACCCCACCCCUCUUCCCACCGUUUGAUCGAUGGAAAUUCAAAAAGGUCCUACGUGAAGGUCACUCCCUUUGUUGCUUUUGCCUUCUCAAGCACACGUUAACUGCCAUUUCAAAAGAUCAGGGAGAUUCCGUCUUCAAACGGGGAAAGUGUUGGAAACGGCGGCUAGGCUGUAUCAACUGUCCCAGUCUCCGCCAGCCUAAUUUUUUACAAAAAAGUGUACAGGCUUUUUUAUAGUACUUUUGUCCAAAGGUCGGAACAGAAAUUACGAAUUACAGCAACUGGCCUUUCUCGUGAAACGUUAGCCGAGAUUGUGAAAUGUUCCUCAGGUUGAAAAGAAUUACUUAAGCGCAGUUGGAAUAUUGAUUUUCCUGUGGUAUGAUCUCAAAAUACUUCAGUUACGCCAGGAUUCCAGCCUUUGAAUGCACUCCAUUUCGGCCGCCUACAAAAAGCACACUCGACCAAAGUAGCUACUCAAGUAGCAGGAAUCGUUCAAGUUAAAUUUCGAUGCCCUUACAAAUUUGGGUGUAUUUUACAAAAAAGCAUGCGCAAAAAUUAUUCUAAUCAUUUCGCAGAUAAGUAUGCUUUUCUUAAAUAUUGUACAUGAGAAAAUGUGCUGUCCGUUUUGAAGAAGUUUCAAUUUUCGAACAAUUUUUAAGUAUGGUCUUUCAGUUAUUUUCGCACUUGGGUUUACAAUCCGCAUGCAGCGCACUGUUCGUGUAAGGUGAAUUAUAUACUUCUUUAGACUAUUAAGGAGAUGUCUUAGAGGUCUCAUAAACUUUCAAGUGCGUGUGAUGCAAGUUGUACACUUAAUGAACAGCAUUAAUAAACGUACAGACACGAUUCUAUAUGGGUGAGUACUUAUUGGUUCUAAAAAAUCUUAUAAUUACAACUAUAAUUCAACUAUCCUUUUUGCAUAGGACUUAAUUUACUUCCAAAUGAGUACAAAAAAAUAAAUAUUUUGGUUAAGUCUCCUAUGAAAUGCAUUUUAAUUUGUAAGGGCAGCUAAGAUCAAGUGGAAAAAUUAUACCAUAUAACCAGUCAUUUUGCCAGAUGCGGCUUUUGCAGACAGCCAGGAAAAAGCUCAUUCCAAAGCCGGAUUAUGUUUUGCGAUAUGCCGCAUUACAACCCCACUUAGGUAAUUCUUUCUAACCGAAAAGGCACUUCAAAAUUUCGGCUAACGCUCCAUGAGAUAGGCCAGCUGCUGUAAGUGUAUUGAAGCUUCAGCAAGUACACUUGGCGCAGUCAACCGCUUCAGCAGAGCGUGGCUAGCACGGAAAUCGAAUGGGCAGAAACCGUGAGCUCUCAGAAGGCAUCGGGCUGGCCAGCCUCGAGAUUUCGUGCCAGAGUGCCCUGCCAACUGAGGUAUGGAAAACACACCAGUCUAGUGAGCGAGUAGGUUCAUUAUUCGUGUCAAACAAAGUGGGGAAUAUGGAAUAUUCGCAUAGAUGGUGAGUGUCCCCUCCUCCGUUCACUCGGCAGAACGACAGGGACGAAAUCUAGAGGUUGCCAGUUCACUGACGUCGAAGAAUAUAAUGUUUUAGUCAAUUUCCAUGCGCUGUCGUAGGCACCGUCUGAAUAUCUUACACAUUAAUUAAAAAGGGAUCCUUGGUAAAAUUGUGCAGCUUAAUUCACCAUUCAAUAUCGCAAAAGUUAACAGUCUUGGUGGAAUUUGCCUUUACGAUGAAAAGGACGAGGUCUGAGAACAGCCAGUGCUCUAAUCAUCUUAGUUACAGCUGUCCGGACCAAGUGCUUGGAAUUCUUAAAAUUUGGCCGAAGUUACCCGCCCAACGUGUGAAAUCCCAAAUCUGAUACAGCAGGCUGAGUGCCGAUGCAGGAUUUCCUGAUUAAAGGAGCUGGGAAAUCAAGUGGUGAUUGCUAGAUUGAUUGCAUAAGAAAACUGACCCGCGCAGUCAGCUUGCUGUUUCACAAUUAGUGGAUUCCAUACGCUGUCGUAGAUUUGUGGCAGUCAAGUAUGUGAGAUCAACUUAAUCCACGCACAAUAAGUUCGUUUCGUCCACUUUCCGCAGUCAGGGGGCUGUGUGGAAUAGUUCAUUCUCUACACAGGGCAAGUUGCCGUAAGUUAGAUGUUUGCUUGUGACAGAGAUAAGCGUCCGUUCACGGAGAACGCCAGUCGCGGUGUGUGUAGUUUACGCGGGAGUGAAUGUCUGUGUCAGUGGGUGGGGGUGACUGGCUGAGUGCUGUUCAUGGAAUUGAACGGAUUAGGGGGACGCAUAAUCACAGGGGCUCAUGGGUAUCAAGCCCGGUCGCCCGAUGCGCGUGGGGUGAUAAUAGUUUGUGAGGGCAGCCGGGAGUCACUGCAGCUAGACAGGAUGGACCCCAGUUCUAGCCGGUGGAGGUGGCCGUAUUUCAAUGGCUUGCCAAUGGUUGUCGCGACCAUUGGCCGACAAGACGGAGACGGAGAAAAGGGAAACUGGAGCGGUUGCUACAGACUGAGCGGCUAAUUUGACCCAACUGUGAUGAAACUCAUGGAUAUCUGUUGGGGCUAUACUCAUUCCUUGCUUUUGCUCCUCGGGGUUCGAACCCCACCGAGGCUGCUGAGAUUUCAUAAUUGGGCGAGAGUGAGACUUGCGACAUUGACUGCAGUUGAGUCAAGUUGCUCGCCGAGAACAUCGCAACGCACGGAACCCACAUAAUCUAAUUCAAUUAACCUAGAAUUCCCUACGGCUUACUGUGGAGGUCUGGUAGCUCAGGUGGUUAGGCAUUAACCUUGCCCAAACCUCGCUCAUCCUGUGGUGGAUUCAAAUCCCCGAGUGCGCCGGGUUUUUUUAUUGUUCGGUGGUUAUUUAACUUCGCUGAAAUUUUACGAAAACCCCUUAAUUUAAAAUAGCCUAUAACCGUUUGGGGAUUCACAAGCUGAUUAGUUGGGGGAGCACGUUUAGGCGGUUCCUCUAUCGUUGCAUCAUUUGUUGAUUUCAAAUUUCGUAGUUUCUUAAGCAGCUAACGUGGCCUAAAUGUGGAAAAACUCGUGCCCGUAGCUCGGAGGGUUAGAGUAUGCACCGUACUCAAUACCUGCAAUUGCCAGGGCUGCUGCGUUACUCACUAUUACACACUCAUAAGCUUUCUUAUUCACUGCAGUGUGUAUUCUGACUGCUUUAAGUCUUAAAUCCAAGAAGAAGUUCAGCAGCGAGUAUCUCAUUGCCUAAUACAGUCAACAUGCUAACAAUCUGAUUUACGAGGCUUCGACCGAAAGCCGGGAGUUUAGUCUCAUUUGAGUCAAUUCACUUGUCAAACCUAUUGCAGUUUAUAGAAUCCAUUAACUUCGAUACAGUACAGUAACUAUUUAAGCAAGAUUUCCUGAAUAGUCAGUCUAGACUUUAUCAGCCUCACUUAAAAAUAGAUCAUUUGCGCCAACUGGAUUGCACAAAUCAGUCAAAACACUUGGAAAAUGGGACAUCGUAAACUUCAUGCCUCAAUCCUGAGCCGGUCGCGGUGGCUUGAGAACACAUGCUCUGGAUGCGCUAAACUAACCCAGGGGUUAGAUCGUAAUCCCGCGGGUGUUCUCGGAAAUACGCAACAACAACGAAUGCCAACACGGGUUCACUCCGCGUUAGUUGGGAUCCGUGCCGUCACCCUAUUAUAUUGUGGUAAAAAUCCUAGUCAACAUUUAUUGUGGACCCAAGGGGUAUGAUGGUACGCAUGGGUGUCGGCUUUCGUCGUGACAACUACCUGCGUCCUCUUCCGCCUCCGGUCUUCUUGGAUCUGUCUUGACACCGGAUCCAGGUGGAAAAGUCGGAAUGAGUCCAGUAGACGGAGUGCAAGUCACCGCCCCUGCUCUCACCCUUGCUGCGGAACACACGGUAGUCAUCGUCAGUCUCGACGGUCGAACUGUCGAGGUGUCUUUCGGGUUGAAAGCUCGGGGACCUUAACUAACGCUUUGUUCUUGAUAGCUCACCACGAGGAAUAAUGGAUAGAGUAGGUAUGAAGUGUCAACCGAAAUUCCGAAAUGUGUUUUCGUUUCGAAAGGAUUGAUUAAGUAGGGUCGUAAGACUAGCCAGUCUGCAACAUAAUUCUAUAAUAUUUCAUUUACCUCAGGAUACCGGCUUUCGAAUGAACUUUUUUCCGACUGUAUGCAAAAAAAUACACCAUGUAGAAAAUGACUACUUAAGUAGCAUGAAAUCUUCUCAUUCAUUUUCGAUGCCCCUAAAAGUUUAAUUAUUUUUAAUAAAAAAAACGUGAAUAAGAAUAUUCAUUCCUUCGCUCAGUCUGUAGACAAUUACGUCUUCUUUUAAUUUCAUACUCGAUAGAGGGACAUAAUUCGGUUUUGAAAAUUUUCGAAUUGUGGGAAUUUUAAAUACCUUGAAAUGGCCGUUCAUAAAUCGUCAUGUCUCUGCAUUUACCAAUGUGGCUUGUAAAGUUAACAAUAUGCAUCCAAUCCACGGCUAAAUUUCAUGAAACCUAGUUAGUCCCCCUUUAUGUGUGGUUUUCCGUACGCGGAAAAUAUGCGACUUGUAGUUCGGAAACCCUGAAUUCAGGUGCAAAGGUAGAGCGGGUUCAAAAUUAGUCGAGGAUUUGAAAAGUUUUUGAAAGCAGAAUUACACCCUUCCUUCGAGUAAGAGUUUUGAAGAAAACGUAAUUUUCUACCGAAUGAGCUAAAGAAUGUAUAUUUUAUAUAUUUUUCCAUGAAAAAUAAAUGAACAUUUAGGGGCAUUUAAAAUAAAUGAGAAAAAUGCAUGCUGCUUAGAUAGUCAUUCCUUACAGAGUGUUGUUUUUGCAUUCAGCCGGAAGGAAGUUCAUUCGAAAGCCGGCAUCCUGAUGUAACUGAAAUAUUAUAAAAUUAUGUUACAGACUGACUAGUUUUACAACCCUAUUUCAUUAAUCUUUUCGAAACGGAAACGCAUUUCGGAAUUUCGGUUGACAUUUUAUGAGUGAGCCCAUUUACUGUACGUACAGCGCGAAAUCCCCUGCAGCUAAAGAUAGUCAAACUGCCAAUAGAAGCGAAGAGAUUAGCAGGAAGUCGAAAUGUUGGCGAAUAAAGCUCUUGUCCUAGCGACCGUUCCUCCUUCUUCACGAUCGCCAAACUGCCCACAAUCUCACUUUGAUCUGCCAACACAGUCAUUACCUUGGUGUGAACCAACACUUCGAGUUGCAAUAUGACGCCUGUUUCCCUUGGAAAGAAAUUCCUUUCGCUCAAACGAUGACUAAAUUUUAUGUUUGUCAUCAGGUCCUAGUUCCGAAGCAGUAAAAGCUGCGUCACCAAACCUUAGUUGGUUUCGCACAUGUUGUACCUUGGACGGUUUGGUCACCUCUUCCAGCGGGUCAUGGAAAGUCAUAAAAAGACAUUUACAGUCAGACGAGUUAGGCCUUGGGACCCACCCAAAUCCUCGUUCAGUGGAUUCAAGUACGUGCAUGGGUAUCAGGUCCGCCAUCGCAGACAAAAUCAACCUGGCAACGUUUUAGCAAAAUAUGAUAGUCUUCUAGUUGAGGACAAAGAGACGCGUUCGCCGAAACAGAGGCGUUUAUUCGCAAGGCGUUUCAGAUUUUCACUCGAACCCGGCACCAUCAUGGAGCGCGCAGAUCAACACGGCUUCUAGGGACAGUAUCAGACGGUCAAAGCCUAUGACCGUUCUUUUUACUGUACGACAGAGCAUGCCACAUCAUCGGUGGUGUUCCUGUUCUGGUCCCGCGGGGGGGGAGGGGGCAAACACAUGCGCUUUGGCCUGCAAGCAUCGUUAAUUACCCAGUCCACAUACAGUUCGUGACCUAUCUGAUGAAAGGUCACGGACUGGGAACUUAAAUCGCUGUAGCACAUGAAACGCCCACCCCGCAUCCAGGAAAGUUAUACUGCGUUAAAGAUACGACCGAGUUUCAAAAUAAGGCACACUUUGAUUUAUAACGUAUUAUUUAUUGACUAGGAAAUAAUCUAUUUUACAAAAAACUGCCAAAUCAAAAAACGACUCUAUGACAGGUCAACUAUUCAAGACCUAAAAUAACUGCCAGCAGAGAAGAAAAACGUCAUAAAACGCAAAAAUGAUAGAACAAAUAGUAAAAAAUACAACUUGUCAGUACUUUGUCGACUGUCCUUUACCGUUUAAAGCUGCUGUAAGGCGGGAGGACGUGGAGACUACCAAGUUGUCUAAGAUGGUUUGGUCUAUGUAAUUUGUAAGCAAAAAUUCCAACUUUUGUUCCAUAGAAAGAUGUUUUCUUGCCUUGUCCCAAUUUCUCUUGAUUAGUGAAAAAAGAUUUUUGAUGGGAUUUAGGUCCGGGCUAUUGACGAGAAUAAAAAUUCUUUGAAGGCUUCAGGCGGAGAGACUGGCUGUGGUAUAUAAUAUUAGAUUAUAGUCGUAAGCUGAAUUGAAUUCAUAUCUCCUUUGAGCGGCGGACGGGGGCAGUAUCCUGGAAUAUUACGGUGUACCUUCGACAUCGAUAAACGCCGCUGUAACCGAAGGCACCCUUUACGAUGUCGAUGAACACCUUGCUAUUUAUCGUCUCCGCUGUUGAACGCCAGACCGGUCGCUCUCCGAAUUUGAUGGCCAUCCAAACCAUCAGGCGUCGACAGUUCUUGGAUGCUGGUGUCGAUAUAGUGUGCUCUCGUGGAAAGUGCUCCCCACAUAUGACCACUCGAGCCGACUUCGGUGGCUUGUCUAAAAAUAAGACCUCAUCAAAAAACCAAAUGCUUUUCUAGAAGGAAAGUCUGCGAUCGAUAUAUUUUUGAGCAAAAAUACGCUCUCUAAUAAGUUUUCUACUAAAAGUGGCUUUGUCAUGACGUUUUUCUGAUGGAGACUGAACUCUUUCACUCUUUUUCUAAUUAUUCGCAAAGAAAACAUGGACAGAUGUUCUCUGUAAAUAGCCUUAAGGGGCAUAUAAUGAUACUUUUUACUGUCCGACGAAUGAAAUCGUCGUCUUGUUCGCUUGUGGACAGUUUUGGCCCACUUUGCUUAGUUCCAGUCAUUGUUUUAUUAUUAAUAAUUCUCCAAAAAGUGAUCUGGCUAAUGUUGAAAAUACGAGAUACUUAUUAGAAUAGGAAAUUAAGUGGAUAUCAGGAGACGUCAAAAUUUGCCUAAUUUUGGUCCGUUUCUCCUCAAUAAAACGGAACUAACAUGACCUCUUCAUUGGGAAAGGGCAUUUCGGGAUUCCAAACAAUUCUAAAAACAAGAAUAACCGCACAAAUUAUAUGCCAUCCCACCAACUCAAAUACCGAUCUUGACAUUUCCUGAAUUGGGUCAUCUACUGCAAAUUCAAGCUUGGUGCAAUGAGUCUGGACUCGUUUUAUGAGUACUCUCAUACAGCCUCGUUCGUAAGCCAUUGGAUGGUCGCUGUGAAAGCUUGAAAACUGUAGGGUGCUCGUUAUCCUCCUGUAAACCGUUGUCUCUGUUUCACCGUCAGGACUUCACUUGUCGAGCUCCUUGCGUUCCCCCCUCGUGGAGCGGAUAUGUGAAAGGAUUGAAUCGAGUACUUUAUGGACAUUCUGCAGCAUGUUAUUCCUGACGCUAACAAACGCGUCUUCAACGCAACGGCGUCAAAAGAUCGGCGCCUGUUGGACAAAGAAGUCUUUUCAAACUCAUAUGGGUCCGUUCUGUCACUGAAUCGGAGAGCGGGGAAGCCUACUGCGGAGGAGCAGGCAAUCACCGCAGCAAGUACGACCAUUGAAUGUAACUGCAGAAUACGCCACUUAUGAUAGCUGUGUAGUUGCGUGGUAACUUCAUUCUAUGAAUACUGCACCCUUUUGUGCGAGCGUGACCCUUAAUGAUGACUGUAUGUCGCGUGAAUAAAGUCUUGUCUCAGUAAUCACAUCUCCCCCUACCCGUGGACGGUGAUCGCGUCUCCUGCUCCCUUAGGUUCAGAUCUGCCACCAAAGUGGGAAUUAGGGGAACCUAUGGGAAUUCCCCUGAUCUGCUCAUAGGUCUCUCCUGCAAAGGUGAAGUACUAUUUGGCAAAAUUCGAACAACCUCAUGAGAUGCUAAAUUUUGAUCAGGCUCCGAGUUUCGUCGCAUUUAUCCUCAAAAUUCCUGCAGAAAUCUACAUACUCCGAUUUCGGCGGAAGGCAUAUGAAUGAUGACGACACGGCGUAAAAGACCAUGCUCUCGCCUGAUUGAAUAAUCCCACCUGACAGGUCUACAGGGAAUUGGGGCUGAGAUUGUCAAAUUAUCCUGCACGAACUUCAGCUUUCAGCAGGUUAAUUUCGCCAGAUUAUAGCUGGGGCCUAGGACACGGAUGAGAGGUCGAUUAAUCGACGCAUCGACCUAACACCAGCAUACAAACCCCUAUCGCCGAUCGUUGAUUGACUGGUAUCCCCUAUAACUAUUGCUUGAGGUGUUGCCGCACCUAUCUCUGACGGUGAACACCUGCGUGUGUUUGAAAGUUCAGACGAAUGGACAAAUGAUCCCGGUGCUCGGCCGGCCCUUCUUCUUCAUCUUCUUCUUCUUUCUAUACUUCCUCUCCCUCUUUCUCCUUACUCAUGCACACACAUGGAAUCAGAACAUCGGAAAUCAUUCUUGUCCCAGUGAAUACAUCUCCCUCUUUUUAUCAAAGUAUUGUGAACAGCAAGCACUCAUUAGGAGCGAAUUAAUUGUGGCUCACGCGCUCCACAAAAAGAACCUCCACCAUCCUGCUGUCAUAUUGAUCACGCACACACACAGGCGUAUAGUUCUCAUAUUUUUUUAAUCUUUCAACAUUGCACAGCCAUGAUUUCUCCGAUGGUAUUUGCUUUUCGCAAUCGCGGCAAACAUACACUGACGUUCCAUAAUUAAACCGCUUUCGGAUUUAUGCUGACGCAAGAAACCAAAACCUUAAAUGGAUAAGGUCGAAAGAUUCCUUUCUACCUUCAAAAUGUCCAAAAGUGUUCCUUGCAAAGACAAAGGACAACCCAAAACCCGUCGUAAAGUGGACUUCAUGAUUGCUGCAUUGCUGUACACCAUCAUGUUAUGUCAGUAAGUUUGAAAUUAGCUAACUGUUGACAAAAGAAAGCUGGUUUAAGCCCAAAAACUGCGUAAAGGCUAAUCCCCACUCGGCCAAGAAGCGCGCAGUUUCCUCAUGGUAUGCGAUCUUCCGGUAAAUAGAGGAGAUGGCACAUAAGAUGGGGGAAUGCGUGUCAAAGCCCUUUCUUGGGGAGAGCGGUUGCUCCAUUUUUUACUCCUGCCGCCCCCACCCACCGCCCCCCGCUGCCGUUGGGAUAACCACAGACCUUGAAAGGUGUGCUGCAAGUACUUUGAGCAACAGUACAAGCCUUAAUUACACGACCAGUGCUCUCAAACAGUCCAUAAUGUCUGGCCAUCCGUCCGACCCUGCAGUCCCCAGCCAAGUGCACACGCAUUCCCAACUGGCCGCGGCUCUGAGUUUCGAGGGAAGAAAACACCCCUCACGACUCCUGCCAAGUACACACUAUCGGAGGGUCGCUUUGAACUCAUUGGUUACCGUGUUCUCGCCCUCCAAUUGUCUUUUCUUCAGCCUUUUAAUAAUUAAAGUAAUUCCGUCCAUACUCGACACUCACAGAGGGUCGUCCGAUCCACUUGGUUAGAUUUUUACAGUCAGAGCACGGAGCAUCCGUCCCACGAACUCACUUUGGGCUGAUGGGUGGCGGGGGGGAGGGGUCAUAAAAAGAGAAGGGAAACCGCUGCUUAUGAAUAAAAACUGUCAUCUACUAAUAUGGCAAACACGUUUAUUUAGUAGGCUCGGAGGAGCAUAUUCGGGGGACUGAGAACUCGAGGAAACUUCGCAAAUUCAGCAACCUAAAAUUUGCACAAAUUUAGAUCGUGCAGGUGGAAUGGGGAAUGUCACGUCUCCUAGCAUCAAUUUUCUAAUGUUUACAGUCGAACAACCGGAAAUCUGUGAGGUCUGUGGUAGCAAGUUCUAGUGUCUUGUGUCCGAAUGACGUGUGGUGUUGUGUCCACUGACCUGUCUAGUCUGCCCGCAUUCUCGUAUUCUGCGUGACAACGUUCUGCUUGAAUUUUCCAGGACUGGAAACAAUAAACUGUCCGCUGCAACCCUAAGGGAUAGUUUUUGGUUAGAUCUUCCAAGAAAAAGAAAUUUCAUGGUCAAAUUCCCGGAGCGGUACGUAGAACACUUGCUUUGGCUGGUUGUCAAUCCACAUUGAUACAAAGACAUGCGCUGGAUUCCACUUCACUGGAAACGACCAAAUCGGGAUCGUAUAUUCCGUCAAAGCUCUAUUUUGUAGAAAACGUGCACAAUAAUAUGUUUGUUUUUAAUCUUUUUGUAGAAAGACACAUUGUCUUAACAUUUUAUACCCGAACAAAGUGUAUAUUUUGGUUUUGGAAAGUUACUAAUUGUGAGAUUUUUAAGAUCGUGUGAUGUUCAUACAUACAACAUCGCACGUGUGCGUUUACCAGUGCUACUCAUGAGAUAUAAAAUACAGUCCGGAUCCAUUGCAUGAUUUUAUGGACUCUAUACAGAAUCUUUUUAUAGGCAUAGAGGAAUACGUGAGCUUCCUUUGUAGACUGAAAUCCCCGAACGCUGCUGCAACGGCAGGUCAGCCUUGAAAUUAUUCGGGAAUUGGAAAACUUUUUUAAAUCUAUGUAUACUUUCUUUCGGUUAUAACAUGUGGAAAACGUGUUUUUCCACCAAAUGUGUAAAAUAAACCACCUUUUUUAUGUUUUCUGAAAACAUAUUUAGAUUUACUAGAGUAUCAAAUAUCAAUGCGAAUAAUGCAUGUUAAGUAAGUUGUCAUUUUUACCGGGUGUGGUUUCUACAGGAGAUCGAAAAGAAAUGCGUUCAAAAGCUGAUAUCCUGACGGUUCCGAAAUAUUAUAGGAUUAUGCUGUAUGCCUAUCAAUAGUACAACUGCACCUAGGUAAUCCUUCCUAAUCGAAAACGCAUUUCAGAAUUUCGGUCAAAAUUUCAUGAGAUCAGUCACGCACUGUAAUUGAAAAAUACCGAUUUAGCCAUCCUUUAUUCAUUUAAAGCUGUGAUGAAAAAUUAUCGCCUGACUCUUACAAUGUACUGAUUUUAAAGCAGAGAUUGACAUGUUUACUGGUAGCAGACCAUUCGUGUGUGAUCGGUGAUUACUAAUUGUGAAAGAUAGGUCUGUGCCGAGGUCAUGCAGUAAGUUGUUGGCAUUUGAAGCAGGCUAGUCAGGUUUUCAUCGGCUAACCAUCGGUUAUUCGGCCAAAGUAUCCCCAGUAGGCAGACUAUCCUCACAUAAUUCCAUGUGGAUUGAUCAGGAACUUUCAAACUUCCCUGGUUAAGGACUUUUUACGUGUUUUGCAAACGUCUCAUAUCCUACUAUGCAGUCUUAGUAAUUUUCGUCUGCAAUCGCACGCACUUUUAUUUAAUAGAAAUUAACUUGCCACGAAGCUGGCGGGAGAUGUGAUGGCCGUCAGCACACACUCUCUCACACACAGCUCGUGUACGGCAAUAGACGCAUUUUGCUUGAUGCGAGGCUAAGAAAACAACAGAACAUCAAGCUGGCCACCAGUAGACAGUAUCUUGCUGUGACAUUGUUUUUUUCCCACAGGCAUGCCUGUACUCUCCCCUAAACGGUUUACUGCUAAGCUGAUGCCCUGUCGCCUCGCGAAACAGUAGAUGACAUUCGAGUAAGAGAUACUCAACGUUCCGCAAUCCCCUCUCGCUGUUGCGCAGCUCUUGUUAACGUUAAGGAGCACUAAACGCAUCAACAUCUUGCAGGGUUUGCAGGCAUAACAACCCGUCCAUGCUGCGGAAGGAAAAAGGCAAGGGGUGAUUGACAUAGAUGCAUGCGCUUAUUGUUCUUUCAGUCUGAAUACAAAAGGUAGAGAUAAACGGAUGCCAUUAAGUAAGCUCUGGCAAAUUCGGUUACAUCAUAGCUAACUGACGACGGCAAAAAGUCGAAAAGGAGUCUCUCGUUGUUACUGGCUGUAAAAUUCCUCAAUUGCUGAUUGUUGGAUGACUGUCUUCAAUGAGCAUUCGUUCAAGACCGUUUCUCAAGGCCGUGAAAAUAACGUCAGACGAUUGACCAAGAGAGGGUAAGGUGCUGAGGGUUCAAAAACUGCUUAAGCAGAGGGUGGCCAAACAAACCGCGAACAGAGAACGACACGCAAAGCAGCACUAGAGAACAAAUUGCGUAAACUGCCUCCUCCAACGUCAUCCAAGAACGACAAACUGAGGCACAACGGGUAGUCAAAAGAGCUGACGGAGAAGCAAAUGCAUUUGUUAAGUUAUGAGGCCUCAUUUAACACAGCCGAUGUUUAACCUGCCCACAUCACUGCAGCAGUGGAGGCAAUCCUCAACCAGACGGAAGCGACAGACGAAACGAAGGACUUUAUCCGACACCAAGUGUCAUCCUACCUCAUGUCUCAGAGGCCGCACAACGUGCUUCCCAAGGUCGAGCGUGACGCACUAAAGGAACUCAGGGCCAACAACGACUUCGUUAUAGCACCUGCAAACGAGAAGCGUUCCACAGUCGUAAUGGACAGGACAGACUACAUCCAGAAAACCAAACGCCCGUUGGAGGAUCGUCAGUCCUAUGCCCCCUGCGAAUCCAACCCCAUAAGGACGGGUUGCCCUUUAGCCCAGCUGCUGGCUACCCGGCGAAUCCACAGCUGGUGGAUAGCGGAACAGUCUUCAGGGAAGGUUAGCUGCGAAAUAAGCAGACCCAAGUCUGACGAAUAA